UGUUCCAUUUUUCGUGGAGUGAUUUAAUUCGUAUGCCCGAGAUAAGAUAAAACGUUGACUAUAAAAAACUAAAUACCUACUCAACUUUGUUUAGUUUUAUAUUUUCGUUGAUAAAAAAUUGUUAUGGCAGCUUAUUACUGGGUUGAUACAUCGGCUCGUGGUGGAGUUCCUCAAACAGCCCUUCGAGGUGGGACCGAUGUAGAUGGUUAUGAAAUUUUCGUUGGCAGAGCAUAUCAUGAGGGUGAUUGGUUACCAGCAAAAGUUAUUCCUGGUAAGGAAAUCGCCUACGUUGCUUACAAUGGAGAAGAAAUCGGAGUUCACCAAUUCCAGGUACUAUGCGAACAAAGUUUCGAUUGGAUACCAUGUCAGGGUGGGGAUAUUCCACCAGAUGCAGUACAAGGUGGAAAUACCUCAGAUGGAGAACCCCUUUACGUUGGUAGAGUUUUCCAUGAAGGUUCUGAAACAGUUGGAAAAGUUCAUCCAAGCCACGGUGUUUGCUACAUUCCAUUCAAUGGUGCAGAGCAUGCCUACCCUAAUUAUGAAAUAUUAGUGCUCAGACAUUGAAAGUUAAUUUUUUGUACUCAUAAUUAUAACCGUAUUUAUUGAUUAAAUAUCAUAUAACGCUUC
Messenger RNA from Diorhabda sublineata, 627 nucleotides. Its product is annotated as natterin-4-like. The record is from RefSeq and is a predicted model, not a curated record. The coding region runs from base 124 to 564 and encodes 146 amino acids. The transcript has 4 exons. Lineage: Eukaryota; Metazoa; Arthropoda; Insecta; Coleoptera; Chrysomelidae.